Pectinophora gossypiella (pink bollworm) is the source of this 543-nucleotide messenger RNA. RefSeq lists its product as uncharacterized. Lineage: Eukaryota; Metazoa; Arthropoda; Insecta; Lepidoptera; Gelechiidae. The transcript has 2 exons. Bases 1 to 543 code for a protein of 180 amino acids. The record is from RefSeq and is a predicted model, not a curated record.
AUGGCCUGUGUCCGCUGUGGCGAAAGCCACGCGGCCAAGGAUUGCCUGCGGCCCAAAGAAGUCCCAGCAACAUGUUGCAACUGCGGGGGGACUCACCCGGCCAACAGCUCUUCGUGCCCGGUCAAGUUGCGCGAGCUGCGGAACACGAAGGCGGGUACCGCGCCUAUGAUCGUUGCAAGAAGAGCCCCACUGCCACCUCCACCUCCAACAGUGGACCCCACCAGCGAGCCAACCGCGCGGAGCUCGCUUAUGGCCGCGGCGAACGGCCCAGACGGGCCCAAGCCGCGUAGGCCGAAGCGCAUCCGCGCGAGGGCAAAACCUGCCCCUGCAGCCACCAUGUCUGUCGAGCCGCAGCCGACACCGACGCCGAACCAAGCGGUCGCCGCCCCCCCCGGAGGGGGGAAGAAGGCGAAGCCCCCAGCGGAAAUACCACCGGCCCCAUCCAGCGAAAAACUGGAAGUGUUGGAGCAGACGAUUCAGCUGCUCCACAACGUCCUCGCUGCCAUCCGCUCACGGACUGACCCUGUGCCCAUCAUAGUGUAA